Penicillium longicatenatum is the source of this 996-nucleotide messenger RNA. RefSeq names its product bZIP transcription factor atfB (gene atfB). The transcript has a single exon. Gene Ontology annotation, molecular function: DNA-binding transcription factor activity, RNA polymerase II-specific; RNA polymerase II cis-regulatory region sequence-specific DNA binding. Gene Ontology annotation, biological process: regulation of transcription by RNA polymerase II. The coding region runs from base 1 to 996 and encodes 331 amino acids. The record is from RefSeq and is a predicted model, not a curated record. Lineage: Eukaryota; Fungi; Ascomycota; Eurotiomycetes; Eurotiales; Aspergillaceae.
AUGUCGACUGGAAACGUGAAUCUUCUGCCUAACGGGUUACCAAUCUCAGACCCUCUCAACCCCCUUGGCGCAUCGCCUUUCACGGCGACAAACGCUUUCGCGGGCGAGUUUCUAGGCCUUCCGAUGCCUGACGAGGAACAAUUGUGGGGCCUUAGCCCCAUCUCACCAACCCUAGGCACCGGCGGAUGGGACGCCAAAGCCGAUGCAGCCUUCGCCAGCUCAGCAUUGGAACGGGAUCUCAAAAAUGCCCAGGUCCGCAAUGGUCAGCCUACCCCGCCGCCAUAUGAGGAUCAGUAUUCGCGCGGAUCUGCCGGUCUAGAUCUAGGUAGCGCGAGCAAACGGCGCCGAGCCCGGGAGUACCAGACCGCAACGGAUAGUCUUAGCCCGGACCUGGAUCUGGACGAUGCAUCGCCCUACCACGAGCGAGCUAAGCGGGCGAAAUUUCUCGAGCGAAAUAGACUGGCUGCGAGUAAAUGUCGACAGAAGAAAAAGGAACACACGCAGAUCCUGGAAGUUCGAUACAAAGAGCAAUCGGAGAAGCGGGAACGAUUGGUCGGCGAGAUAGCACGACUGCGCUCGGAGAUCCUGUGCUUGAAAAAUGAGGUUCUGAAACAUGCACAGUGUGACGAUGAGCCUAUUAAACUCCAUCUUGCGCAAAUGGUGAAGAAGAUUACUGAUAUCGAUGGUCCGGCGCCUGUUCCUUCUGCGGGUGCUGUUGCGAACUCGCAUGUUGAUAUCAUGGAGACUGCGCCUUCGCCUCUUGCUCCCACUCCGACACCUACUUUGGGUCGAUCUGCGGCUGUGUCUCAGACCCCUGCUGCACCGUCGGCGUUAUCGUUUGGGUUUGAUGAUCCGCUACAAUUGGAGCCGGCUGCUGCGGCUGCGGCUGAAGCGUUCGAACAACAACUUCGGAGAGAUUCUGAGACCUCCUUGGUUACUGAGUCUUCAUACGGCUUUUCAGCCGACGAUACUUUUGACGAUUUGAUCAACGUUUGA